CUUACUAGCCUUGGCGGAAAGAAAUGGGGGCGAUUCUAGGGAUUCGGAAAAGCCCUGGAAUCCAAUCGGCAUCCCAUUACCACAGCUCCUGGGGUCGACGGAAGUAAAUAAAUUCCCUCGAUCAGAAAAAUGACUGCUCGCCGUUAAGGUCGGAGGAAGAGGAAGAAGAAAAAGAGAGCGAAUCAAAGAAAUGGGGAUACAGGGGCUUUUGCCACUUUUGAAGUCGACGAUGCAGCCAAUCCACAUCAAAGACUUACAGGGCUGUUGCGUUGCUGUUGAUACCUACUCUUGGCUUCACAAAGGCGCCUUGUCCUGCAGCACGGACCUCUGCAAAGGGCGACCCACCUCCAGGCACAUUGAGUAUUGCAUGCACAGGGUGAAUUUGCUGCGGCACUAUGGUGUUAAACCUGUUCUCGUCUUUGAUGGAGGUUUUCUGCCGAUGAAACUCGAACAAGAAAACAAGCGUGCAAGGUCAAGAAAGGAAAACCUUGCCCGUGCGAUCGAGCAUGAGGCUAAUGGAAAUUCUACUGCAGCUUAUGAGUGCUACCAGAAGGCUGUUGAUAUAUCGCCUUCAAUUGCGCAUGACCUAAUCCAGGUCUUAAAGCAAGAGAAUGUAUCAUAUGUUGUGGCUCCUUACGAGGCAGAUGCACAAAUGACAUUUUUGGCAGUAAAUAAGCAAGUGGAUGCAGUUAUAACUGAGGACUCGGAUCUUAUAGCAUUUGGAUGUCCUAGAAUCAUAUUCAAGAUGGACAAGUAUGGGCAAGGUGUUGAGUUUCAGUAUUCCCGGCUUCACAAGAACAGGGAACUAUGUUUGGCUGGAUUCACUAACCGAAUGGUUCUAGAGAUGUGCAUUCUGAGUGGUUGUGACUAUUUGCAGUCACUGCCUGGUAUGGGCCUGAAAAGGGCUCAUGCAUUAAUUUCGAAGUUCAAAAGUUACGAGAAGGUAAUCAAGCAUUUGAGAUAUAGCACAGUCACUGUUCCUCCUCUCUACGAAGAAUUAUUCAGGAAAGCAAUAUUAACUUUCCAGCAUCAACGGGUGUAUGAUCCUGUUGCUGAGGAUAUUGUACAUUUGUCUGACAUUCCUGAAAGCCAGGAUGGUGAUGCAGACUUUCUUGGCCCAUAUCCUUUAAAUUUCUUAUCUUAUGUGGCCAAAGGUAUUGCUACAGGUGAUCUGGAUCCGUUUACCCAAAUGUCAUUCCAGGGAAGGAUUGCAACUGCUGCAGCUGGGCUUAGUGGAACUUCCAAAGUCAAGACCUCUAAGCCUGAAAGUACAGCACAUAAGAUUGAUCUGCCAGUGCAGAAGAAUCUCCUGACUAAUUACUUUUGCUUUGCAUCUAUUGAAGCCAAGAGAAAAUUCAAGGCACCCCGGAAGUCACCUACGAGUACAAGUGCAUUGGAUAUGUCUUCCCUAAAAGAUUAUUGUGAUUCUGGCCGAAUUAGCUGCUCUUCACCAUCCGACCUUAACUCUGAGAACCUGUCUACCAUAUCUCCUCAUGCUAUGGUGGAAAGCCAAGGCAAACCCAAGUUUUUUGAACCUCCAAGUUCUGUACUGGAGAAAGAAAGCAUGGGACAUAUGCCCCUCAAAGCUUUUGGGCAAUCACUGAAUCAAUCUGGUCAAGCGGUACUGAAAGAGUGUGAUUCCAAGAACUAUCAAAGUACAGCCCAAGGAGUGACACAAGGAGCAGAACGCAGAAAGGUCAUUGUCAGGAGUCGUUACUUCCAACAUAAGCCCAUUAACGCAGACAGCCACGCGAGUAUUGAAGAGAGAGCUCACGACAGUUACAACGUUUUGAGUGAUCUGUCCAAAGGAAAAGGUGUUUUGAGUCUCUCUGCCAUGGCAGAGAAAGAAGCCAAUGGUGCAGAGAGCAGACAAGAAAGUCUACUUAAUGUGGAUGUAGACAGUGAGGAGCACAGAAUAGAACGCAAAAAGGUCAUUGUUCGGAGCCGUUACUUCCAACAUAAGCCCAUUAACAAGGACAGCCAAGAUAGUAGCAUUGAGAGAGCUCAUUGCAAUAACAAUAUUUCAUGUGAUCUGUCCAAAGAGGACGAUGAUCUGAGUCUUUCUGGCAUGACUGAGAAGAAGACUGAUGUUGCAGAGAGCAGGCAAGAAAGUAUACUAAAAGGGGAUGCAUACAGUGACAGAGAACAAGAGGGUAUUGCAUUAGAAAGUGCUGGUUUUGGCGAAAAUAAUACCAAUGAAAGCACAUUGAAAAGAAAGACCUCUCAGAACGGCAACACGGAUAAAGCCAAGAGAAGAUCCACCUACUUCUGCAACAAUGCUUCUUCUUCUUCUCCUACUCCACCUGUGGAACUCGGUGGUGGUUGCUCUUCCUUUGAGACUGAUGAAGAGCUCACAGAGAAGGAAUCUGGAGGAGGCAAAUUCGGAGCCAACAUCGAGCAUUUGAGCCAAUAUUCCAAGAUAGCAGAGAAGUCAGUAGACAGAUUUGCAUCGAUGCUGUCAUCGUUUAGAUACUCGUCUUCUGGUUCUCGUGCUAGCGGUCUCCGAGCCCCUCUGAGGGACAUCAAGAACACCUGUGCCAGCAGGUCAACAACUGUUCCCGACUUCACCAAGUUUGCUUAUACUCCAAAGAACAAAGGGGCUGCUGCUUCAUCCAAGAGACGAUGAAAUGAACAUAGAAACAUGCGUUCACCGUUAUGCUGUCUUGAGUUUCCAUUAGAGAUCUGCCGUCACUGAAGAUGUUAGACUACAUGAGAAUAAUGCUAAGAUAGGUCUGAUGUCAUUAGUACUUGCUCCAAUUUGGUAGUAACACAAAUGAUUCUGUAAACAGAGUACUGCUGCACUCUUAAUAUUCACAAUCUGAUAGUUAUCCUACAAUUUGCCAGGUAGGUAAAAACUGAACUUCUGCCUUGCUUUAAUGUUGUAGUUAUCCUACAUCGAAACACGAGUACAUCAAAACGUAAUAGAAGUUCAGAGUAAAUGACUAUAAAGGAAUAAAUACG
Messenger RNA from Linum tenue, 2961 nucleotides. The record is from the annotation of a GenBank genome assembly. Lineage: Eukaryota; Viridiplantae; Streptophyta; Magnoliopsida; Malpighiales; Linaceae.